ACCGAAUUCUAGAAAUUCCGCGUAGAUAUGCCAGGAUCAGGCAGUGCUUUUAUCCCGACCAUCAACGCCAUCACAACCAGCCAAGACCUGCAGUGGAUGGUCCAGCCCACGGUCAUCACCUCCAUGUCAAGCCCGUACUCUCGCUCGCAUCCCUACAGCCACCCGCUGCCCCCGCUGUCCUCGGUGGCCGGACACACAGCACUUCAGCGACCUGGCGUCAUUAAGACCAUUGGGACCACGGUGGGCAGAAGACGAAGAGACGAGCAGCUGUCGCCUGAGGAAGAAGAGAAGCGAAGGAUCCGGAGAGAGAGGAACAAGCUAGCAGCUGCUAAGUGUCGUAACAGGCGUCGAGAGCUAACAGAGAAACUCCAGGCGGAAACUGAAGUGCUGGAGGAGGAGAAGUCAGUGCUGCAAAAGGAGAUUGCUGAGCUCCAGAAAGAGAAGGAGAAACUGGAGUUCAUGCUGGUGGCUCACAGCCCUGUGUGCAAAAUCAGCCCUGAGGACCGCCGGAGCCCACCGUCCAGCAGCCUCCAGAGCGUUCGGACUGGAGCGAGCGGAGCGGUGGUGGUGAAACAAGAGCCUGUGGAGGAAGAGAUCCCAUCUUCCUCUUUGGUCCUUGACAAAGCCCAGAGGUCUGUCAUUAAGCCCAUCAGCAUUGCCGGAGGUUUUUAUGGGGAGGAGGCACUCAACACUCCCAUCGUGGUGACCUCAACACCAGCCAUCACUCCUGGCUCCUCCAACUUGGUGUUCACCUAUCCCAAUGUGUUGGAUCAGGAGUCUCCUCUCUCCCCAUCUGAGUCCUGCUCCAAAGCUCACCGGAGGAGCAGCAGCAGUGGUGACCAGUCCUCGGAUUCCUUGAACUCUCCCACCUUGCUGGCGUUGUAAUCCCCGCGCAGCCCCCUGUUGCCAGUGUGUUACAUCUCCCCCAGCACCGUGGGGGCAGCCCCACUCUGUGGUGUUAGAGACAGGCAGAGGAUCGUGCGAGCACAAGGGCAGCAAGAGCGAGGAUGGGGAAGUGCUGCGGCUCCAGGGAGGAGAGCGAGGACCAACGCCAGCUCCCCGGAGGCAGGAAACGGCAAGGGUGGGACUGACGCGCCAGGACUGUUUGGAGAGGGUGAUCUCCCCUCUGUAGGAACUGCCUAUGGAAACCUCUUCACAGCCAUAGUGGACUUAGGAAACACUCUUGACCGGGACUGGAGGCGAGCUGGAGACAGUCGCUAGUCGUCCCUCUCCUUUGUGAAUUGAUCUGAUCGGUUUAUGCUCUGUGCUUAGGUCUAUCUGGUUAGUUAAUUUUACUAGACUUCUUGCCUUGCCUUUCUCUCUCCCUCUUUCUCUCUCUGUUUAUCAUUUCCAAUGUUGUCGAUCCCAUGACAUUUCAUCCAGUUGCUCUGAACUCUAAAGGCUUGUUAGAUCUAUCCUCUUGGGAAGGGCUGUGGGGAAACUGGUGGGGCUGUCAAGGCAGGAGUGGGACGGCUGGGAGGGCAGCAGGGGCCUGAGAGCAGUGCAAGGGCUUAGCAAUGCGAGCAGGGCUGGUAAUUCAGUGGCCUGUGGCACAGACAUAGUGAACAGAGACAGCAGGAGGCUCAUGUGACAUAGGGAAACUCUUAAUUUUUUUCUUUCACUCUUUUUUUUUUUUUCUCCUUCCUCCCCUCUCUUUAUUAAGUAGAUAUGUUUAUCCUGCUGGUCUCCUCAAAACCCAAGUUAACAGCUCAGGGUCAGAGUAGCAUCAGAAGAGCUGCUGGGAUGGCAUUUCCAGUGUUGUUGGCAGGGUUUAACCCCCAUUUGGUAGUUCCCAAUCUGCUGCUGGACUCCUUUGUUUACUUUUCCUGGGAUGCCUGCUGUCUAGGGAGCAUUACACCUUCCUCCCAUCACAGCUCCUGACUCAGGUGCUGAGCUCUCCCUAUUAGCAAAUCCUGCCCUCCCCUUGGCUGUCUUUGCAGAGUG
Molecule: messenger RNA, 1944 nt
Organism: Tinamus guttatus (white-throated tinamou)
Lineage: Eukaryota; Metazoa; Chordata; Aves; Tinamiformes; Tinamidae
Source: RefSeq, a predicted model, not a curated record